Selaginella moellendorffii is the source of this 607-nucleotide messenger RNA. Its product is annotated as N-alpha-acetyltransferase 50. The coding region runs from base 38 to 523 and encodes 161 amino acids. Gene Ontology annotation, cellular component: cytoplasm; NatA complex. Gene Ontology annotation, biological process: mitotic sister chromatid cohesion. NCBI's taxonomy places the organism in Eukaryota, Viridiplantae, Streptophyta, Lycopodiopsida, Selaginellales, Selaginellaceae. The transcript has 3 exons. The record is from RefSeq and is a predicted model, not a curated record. Gene Ontology annotation, molecular function: N-acetyltransferase activity.
CUAGAAAUAUUUUGGGGCGCGCGGAGGCGGAGAAGCCAUGGCUCCCGCGCUCGAUGUGUCCGUUUCCUUCGACAAUGUCCGCGACAAGAACAUGAUGCUGCUCAAGAAGCUCAAUGCCGCGAUCUUCCCUGUCAAGUAUCAAGACAACUACUACACGGACGCGCUCGCGUCCGGCGAUUUCACCAAGCUAGCGUACUAUGGCGAUAUUUGCGUUGGAAACAUUGCCUGUCGCGUGGAGAAGAAAGAAAGCGAAACGAAGAUCUACAUUAUGACGCUGGGAGUUCUCGCUCCAUACAGGAACCUGGGAAUUGGAACCAAGCUGCUAAAUUCCGUGCUGGAUUUGUGUCAGCAAGACCCCAAGAUCGUAGAGAUCUACUUGCACGUCCAGAUCAACAACGAGGAAGGCAUCAACUUCUACCAGCGAGCCGGCUUCCAAAUCGUGGACACGAUCCAAAACUACUACAACCGGAUCGACCCGCCGCACUGCCAUGUCCUCUCCAAGAGCUUCGCGAAAUCGAGCUAGCUAGCAACCUGUGAGAAAAGAGAAAAGAUCACCCCAUCAGAGGCACAAGGAGAAAAACGAGGUGAAAGUUUUGUUUGACACUCA